GAACCUGACUUCUCACCAAAUAUCAAGCAGACACAGAGGAUGCAGCAAAUGGAGGUAUCUGAUUAUGGUAAUGAGUCACCGAGACCAAAGCAGAAAGGCAGUGGGGAUGCAAAUCAAACAGAGAGAAGACUCUGCCAGGUGCUUCUCCUCAGCUUUGGGCUGCUGUGCGUCAUACAAGCCAUUCUCAAUGUUUCUCUACGCCUGACAUUUUCAGAUGUUGAGGCUGGUUUCAAAAACCUGACUGAGGAGAGAGAUGACCUGAAGAGGAAGAUGAAUAACUCAGCUCAAAAAGGAUGGGAGUAUUUCAGCGGUAGUUUCUACUACAUUUCUUGUAUCGCGAAAACCUGGCAAGAGAGUAGAGAUGACUGUCUUCAAAAGGGUGCAGACCUGCUGAUUAUCAACAGCAAAGAAGAACAGGAUUUCACGACAAAAUUAAAGAUGAGACUGUGGAUUGGCCUGACUGACUCAGAGACAGAGGGGACGUGGAAAUGGGUGGAUGGGACUCCACUGACCAAAAGCUACUGGCAUUCCGAGGAGCCUAACGGUGGGGAAAGGGAGAACUGUGUGGAAAUACAUUUUUUGGAUUCAGAAAACAGCUGGAAUGAUGUAAAAUGUUCCACUCCAAACAACUGGAUCUGUGAAAGGAAAGACCGUCCGUAACUCUGCAACCAAACCCACCAGACAGAAAACUAAGGACGAUAAAUAUAUUGCUGAUACAAUUUAAAUCUUCACAAAAUCAACCUGAAUAUACUCAUGUGGACACAUCAUUUCCAAGUGAAAAUCAUGUCCAGCUCAGUGUGGGAUAAUCUGAAGCCUGGUUAUUUGCGCUGCAGUAAAGUGACCUGUUAACACAUAGAAACAAAUGUCCAACGAGGUUCACUGCUUUGGCUGAAAAAAAGAAGAAAAAAACUACAAUAUGU
Messenger RNA from Sander lucioperca (pikeperch), 920 nucleotides. Its product is annotated as CD209 antigen-like protein A. NCBI's taxonomy places the organism in Eukaryota, Metazoa, Chordata, Actinopteri, Perciformes, Percidae. Gene Ontology annotation, cellular component: external side of plasma membrane. Gene Ontology annotation, biological process: biological process involved in interspecies interaction between organisms. The transcript has 6 exons. Gene Ontology annotation, molecular function: carbohydrate binding. The record is from RefSeq and is a predicted model, not a curated record. Bases 40 to 660 code for a protein of 206 amino acids.